This is a messenger RNA of Caenorhabditis bovis, 1146 nucleotides long. Lineage: Eukaryota; Metazoa; Nematoda; Chromadorea; Rhabditida; Rhabditidae. The record is from the annotation of a GenBank genome assembly.
AUGACAACAAUGGUUUUGGAAGAAAACUCGACUGAUUACCAAUGCGAAUAUCCGCCACUAGACAUUUCUUUCAGCUUGAAAAUCCUUAUAACAACAGCAUAUGGAGUAGUAGGCGCGAUGAGUCUAAUAGGAAAUCUUGCUGUUCUCAUCAUUGUAAUGUGCCGAAAAGAGAUGCAAACUGUCACCAAUAUCUUUAUAAGCAGUGUGUCUGCAGCGGAUCUGGUUAUCACUGGGUUCUCGCUCUGGGCCACUCCACUUGCUUAUUAUCAAAGAGUUUGGUACUUCGGACGUGCAAUGUGCUACAUGGUGUCAAUUGUUCAAGGUCUUUCUCUUAUGUGGGUUCCAUUGACACUUGCCGCUGUUGCUUUGGACCGUUAUACACUUGUAGCGUCACCAUUUCAACAACCGAUGAGCAUUCGCACGUGCCUAACAAUUAUUGUGGGCAUUUGGCUCGGCGCAUUUGCUGUUCUGACGCCAAUGCUUACCACAAUUGAUUUUGUCGAUGGAUACGGACCGUGUCACUUUUGCGUCGAAAAUUGGGGAGAUAUGCAACAAUAUCGUCUCUUUUAUGGCUUGUCGAUUCUCUUUAUCCGCUCUGCUCUUCCAUUGGUUCUCAUCUCGCUAUGCCAUUGGAGAAUUGCUGCGAUUCUCAACUCGCAGACACGAAAGUUUAAAGCAAUGAGAAAUGCUAGCACGACAUCGCAAUCAACGGAUAUUCGGCGAAAGCAGAGGCUGCAAACUCUUCUUCUUGCAAUGGUCGUUAUUUUUGCUGCAUCGAGUUUGCCCCUUGAUUUGUCAAAUGUGUUGCAGGACUUAACCGUGGUCUACCAUAUCCGAGCGGUUAAUGAGGAGGUGAGACAUUUCAUUUUCUACUUCUCUCAUUGGACAGCAAUGGCGGGAACACUUCUGAACCCAUUGGUGUAUGCUUGGUGGAACGAAAAUUUCCGUCGGCAAAUCAAAGCAUGUGUUGAUGAAAUGCGAGGACAAGGCAAAUUUAAAGGAGGACUUUAUUCAAUUGUUUCUGGAAGAGGUGAUGAGGAAAACCAAAAUGCCACUCAAUCCCAUCGAAGACAAACCACGCGAGUCGAAAUUGGACCCAGAAGCCGCUUGCAAAUCGAAGAAGAUAUUCAGCAGACUGACCUUUAA